UCGUUCAUAACUUUAUUUCUUCGUCUGGUUUUGAACUUGAUCUCGUAGUCCGAAAUGCACUAAUUGAUAUGUAUGGGAGCUGCAGGGACUUGAAAACUGCUCGUGAUAUAUUUGGUCAGCUUGUACCAUAUGAAGACGCUGUUUCGUGGAACUCAAUGAUAGCAGCCUGUGCUGAAUCCGGACAGCAUAACGAGGCCAUACUACUCUUCUACCAAAUGCAACUCCAGGGGAAAAGGACUUCCGCAUCUCAACAACAUUCAUGAACUCGUGCAAGCCGUUGGGCUUCAUGUGAAUCCGGAAGUAGAAGGCUGCUUGUUUCGGAUGUUCGCGAGCUGCGGAUUUCUGGACGACGCUGCCAAAAGCUGUCCGAAUAUUUCCCAGCGGGAUGUUUCUAGUUGGAACACGUUGCUGGGAGCGCUUAUAGAGCGCGGACAAGUUGGAGUAGCCAUCCAGAGAUUUCAAGAGAUGCAGCUCAACGGUGGCAAACCAAACACUUGGACGCGCUAUCCACUGCUGGAUUUGCGACUGCUGUGGACACUUGGAGGAUGAGCUUGUUCGUGCUUCAAUCAUCCGGAUGUACGGGAAAUGUGGAGCUGUCGAAGAUGCUCAAGCAGUUUUUCGGGCCGGAGAGGAAACAUUCGUGUCGUGGAACGCACUUGUUGCAGCGUUCGCAGACAGUGGGAUGGCUGAGAAGUCAUUGCGUUCUCUUCACUCGACGCAGCUGGAGGGGUUUCAGGCGGAUGAAAUAACACUUGCGAGCAUCCUUAACGCCUGCGAGAGUCCGCAGGAUCUAAAGUUCGGGAGGAAGGUUCACAAACAGGUGGUUGGAAGUGGCUGGGAAUCAGGCACAGUGCUGGGUACUGCAGUGAUCAGCAUGUAUGGAAGGUGUGGAAGUGUAGAAGACGCUUUUCGGGCUUUCAACACGGUGGCCGAGAAGGACCUCGUGGCAAUGAACGCGAUUAUCACCGCGUGUAUCCAGCACAACGAGUUUGGAGAAGCUCUCAACUUGUUCCGGAUGAUGCAGCUAGAAGGGAUGAAGCCGAGCAAGGCCACGUUCGUUUCGGUGCUCAACGCCUGCUCUUCGCCGAGGGAUGCAAACCUUGUUCUAAGUUGCAUCCUGGAGACAACGUCACUGGGAUCACACGAGUCAGAAGCAGAUCUUCUUCUCGGAAAUGCUGUCAUCACAAUGCACGGGAGGUGUGGAGACUUCGUGGCUGCUCAACAGGCUUUCAACUCAAUGGCCGUGAGGGACGUGAUCUCCUGGAACGCUCUCAUGGUGGCAGCCGAGAAAGGUGACGAGGUGCUCGAGAUCUUCCACCGGAUGCAGCUGGAAGGCUUUCGUCCCAACAAGAUUAGCUUCGUCAGCUUCCUCACUGCUGCAUCUUCGAACUCCUCCGGCUCGAUUAUCUCCAGUGCUCAGAGCUGCAAGGCGAUCCAAGCACUGGCAGUCCAGGCGCAGGUUUUCCGAGACGACGUUAUCAAGCACGGCUUCAUCAACCUCUACGCGAAGGUCGGCAACCUCAACCAGGCCGACCAAGUGUUCCAGGACAUCUCACGCCGGGACGUGGUAUCCUGGAACUCGAUCAUCGCAGCGUACGCUCGCAACGCCACCGCUGGGCAGGCGCUGGAGCUGUUCCUCGAGAUGCAGCUGCAAGGGAUCGCUCCGGACGGGAUAACUUUCGUGAGCAUCCUCUCGGCGUGCAGCCACUCGGGCCAGGCGGCGAGCGCUGUCUUUUACUUCUCGUCCAUGGCGAUCGACUAUGGAGUUCCAGCGGGACCGGAGCACCAGGGGUGCUUGGUUGAUCUCUUUAGUCGCUCGGGGCGAUUGAGCAUCGCGGAGGAGCUCUCGGAGAGUAGUAGCGGCGGUGGUGGCGGUGGUGGCGGUGGUGGCUUCCAGUGGAUGAUGGUGCUGGGAGGAUGCCAGGUCCAGAACGAUGCUCGGCGGGGCGUGGCGGUGGCGGAGCGUGUCAUGGAGAUAGAGCGGAGCUGCGGUGCUGGUCAUGUGGUUCUAUCGAAUCUCUUACGUGCGCCAACUUGUUUAAAUUAAAAGACAGGUCAGGCGUUUACUGACAUGGUUGGGCCACGUCAACUAUAAGCAGCCACGUCAUUAUUCCACCAUAUUUAAAACUACUUCCAACCCCUUGCUGGUCUAAACUAGCGAGAAUUUUUGGAGACCUGCUCUACAAAUCUUAAAACAAAGAAGCAAUGUCUGUUAA
Messenger RNA from Selaginella moellendorffii, 2216 nucleotides. Its product is annotated as putative pentatricopeptide repeat-containing protein At3g13770, mitochondrial. Bases 575 to 2047 code for a protein of 490 amino acids. Gene Ontology annotation, biological process: RNA modification. The record is from RefSeq and is a predicted model, not a curated record. Gene Ontology annotation, molecular function: RNA binding; protein binding. The transcript is spliced from 3 exons. NCBI's taxonomy places the organism in Eukaryota, Viridiplantae, Streptophyta, Lycopodiopsida, Selaginellales, Selaginellaceae.